This is a messenger RNA of Neltuma alba, 2156 nucleotides long. Its product is annotated as pectin acetylesterase 12. Gene Ontology annotation, biological process: cell wall organization. The record is from RefSeq and is a predicted model, not a curated record. The coding region runs from base 208 to 1677 and encodes 489 amino acids. The transcript has 16 exons. NCBI's taxonomy places the organism in Eukaryota, Viridiplantae, Streptophyta, Magnoliopsida, Fabales, Fabaceae. Gene Ontology annotation, molecular function: pectin acetylesterase activity. Gene Ontology annotation, cellular component: plant-type cell wall.
CACCUUUUUGAGCUAAAGGUAAACCAUUUUAGCUCAAAGCCAAAAGGUUCCACAGUGGCCUUUAUUUGAAAGAAAAUCACGAGACGAAAACAAAUGAUAUUCUGAGCUUGGAGCGUUGAGCUUUAUUCUUUUUUGGGAAUAAAUCGGGGACUGCAAAGUUCGCGUCUUCUCGAGAAAGAAAACAAGCCACUGACGAGAGUAGGAAACAUGGCAAUGAGGCUGGUUUUGAUGGUCAUUGGCCUUGCUUGCUUCAUUUCUGGGGUUAUCUCCCGUGGAUCUGAAAUACAUUCUGCGUUUUCUUACUUGGAGAAUGAUUUCGUCGCAGCAAAAGCUUCUUCCUCGCCCCAGCCUCUCAUGGUCGCCCUCACUCUCAUUCAAGGAGCUGCUUCCAAGGGAGCCGUGUGUUUGGAUGGAACACUGCCUGGUUACCACUUGCAUCGUGGAUUCGGAUCUGGGGCUAAUAGCUGGCUCAUUCAACUUGAGGGUGGAGGCUGGUGCAAUACCCUCAAGAGUUGUGUUUUCAGAAAAACUACUCGUCGUGGUUCCUCAAACCACAUGGAAAAGCAAAUACCAUUCACGGGAAUUUUGAGCCAUAAAGCUGAAGAAAACCCUGAUUUCUUCAACUGGAACAGAGUCAAAUUACGGUACUGUGAUGGAGCAUCAUUCAGUGGGGACAGUGAGGACAAGAGUGCACAACUUCAAUUCAGAGGACAAAAAAUAUGGCUGGCUGCUAUGGAGGAGUUAAUGUCUAAGGGAAUGCACAAUGCUGACCAGGCCCUUCUCUCUGGAUGCUCUGCGGGUGGCCUGGCAUCCAUUAUACAUUGUGAUGAAUUCCGGAGCUUGUUUCCUAAAUCGGCCAAAGUGAAAUGUUUGAGUGAUGCAGGGUUUUUUCUUGAUGCAAUUGAUGUUUCUGGGGGACACACAAUGAGGAAUCUAUAUGGAGGUGUUGUUAAAUUACAGGAAGUGCAAAAGAAUCUGCCAGAAAGUUGUCUCAACAAACUGGACCCAACUUCGUGCUUCUUUCCUCAGAAUUUGAUCAACCAUGUUACGACUCCUUUGUUUAUACUCAAUGCAGCCUAUGAUGCAUGGCAGCUCCAAGCCAGUUUAGCACCGCCUUCAGCUGACCCCCGUGGCUCUUGGAAUAACUGCAAAUCAAACCACGCAAAUUGUAAUUCAUCUCAAAUUCAGUUCCUCCAAGACUUCAGAAAUCAAAUGCUUAAUGCUUUGAAGGGUUUCUCACUUCCAUCUCAAACUGGACUAUACAUAAAUUCUUGUUUUGCUCAUUGCCAAUCUGAGAGACAGGAUACUUGGUUUGCUGAUGACUCUCCCUUGAUUAAGAACAAGCCAAUUGCAAUAGCUGUUGGAGACUGGUAUUUUGAUCGGCAAGUUGUCAAGGCUAUUGACUGUGCAUACCCCUGUGACAAGACCUGCCAUAAUCUGGUCUUCAAUGACGAUGUAUCUACCCCAGUAGGCUCACAGUCAACGAGCAGUGAUGGUAUAUUUUCUACAGUAGAUCCCCAGCCCUCAAGUGACGACACACCUGCGACCAUGGUUUACUCCUACUCUCCGAGAUCAAUCAUGGAAUGCGCGGAAAAGCUUGGCCGAAAAGAAAAUGAAGACCCUAAAGUAAACUCAAAUAAGCAUAAAAACAUGCCACGAAAUGAAGCAGGGAAGUAGAGUGAAAUAGGCAUUGGCUUCUCUGUGCUUUAACUUUUAAAGGUAGAUCAGUAUUAUUUUCAACCGACGGCUGAGCUCGUUGCCCAAAAACGCACGGCUAACUCCAUUUUACAGAACUUGCAUGAAGAUUACUACUUGUUAACAUCAAAAUCAAUGAAGCGCCCGUCAAAUGAAUGAACCAGGCCGAGCCGCUUCUCUACUCCAUACAUCUGUUCUAUCCUCUCUUAUUGACAGGCAUUUAAGUUUCAGGAUUUUCUGACGCUUCUUCUAUUCCUAAUUGGCACACGCAGUGAAGAGGAGCAUCUAAGUGACGUCCAUGUUUAAUUUGUUCACCUGUCAGUUUCAGAUUCAACACGUGGUCGACAUCCGACACUAAAUUAGGCAUUUGGUCCUCCCAUAGGAAGAAAGUUCAGUGAGUCAUAACUAAAUUCACAACAGCACUGCACAAACCGAUCCACACUCGUUUCUGCGUUAAUGCC